Messenger RNA from Rosa rugosa (rugosa rose), 1630 nucleotides. Its product is annotated as transcription factor bHLH18-like. Gene Ontology annotation, molecular function: protein dimerization activity. The transcript has 5 exons. The record is from RefSeq and is a predicted model, not a curated record. Bases 178 to 1221 code for a protein of 347 amino acids. Lineage: Eukaryota; Viridiplantae; Streptophyta; Magnoliopsida; Rosales; Rosaceae.
AUGUGGACCGCGUUCAAACACCUAUAAAACACUGCACUCCUCCUCUUCCCUGCGAAUUGGAAUAGAACAUUUACAACUCUCUUGAGUCUUCUGAUCUCAUAUCAAGUCUUAAGUUUAGUUCGAAAGGUGCUACCAAGAUCUACUGUGAGGAAAGAACAGCAGGUGUUUUAAAUAUUAAUGGAGAUGAUCUCAUCAGCAAAAUGGGCAUCUGAAUUGGAAAUGGAAGAUCCCACUUUCCUGAAUCAAUAUGAAAUGAAUUCUCAUCUGGACUACUCACUUGAAGAUCUAAAUUUCCAGUCUUUUUCUGCUGAGAGCUACUCAUCUUACCCAGAUUUCACCCCUCAUCAAAAUGAUGUUGAUCAAAGGCCAGCAAAACAGCCCAAGAAUAACCACUCUUGCACUACCACUCAUGACCACAUAAUUACAGUCCCAAGGGCUUCCUCUUCUGCCUCCUCACACCUAAUUUCUUUUGACAACUCCAACUCAUCAGCAUAUGGUUCUCUUGAUUGCACUACUACUGUGAAGCCAAAGAAUGAGGUCCUGGGUUCUGGUGGAAAAUUGAAUUCAAUUUCAACUAUGAUUUCACAAGGUAAUUCCUAUGACCCCCAAACUUGUUCACCAAACCGUGCAUAUGGCCAAGGGAUCAAGAGGGCUGCUACUGUCACUAGAAGUCCCUUACAUGCUCAAGAUCACGUUCUGGCUGAGCGAAAGCGCCGAGAAAAGCUCAGCCAGCAGUUCAUCACUCUAUCAGCCCUAGUACCAGGUCUAAAGAAGAUGGACAAGGCUUCAGUGCUUGGAGAUGCCAUAAAAUAUGUGAAACAGCUGCAAGAACGUAUGAAGAUACUAGAGGAACAAGCGGCAAAGAAAACCGUGGAGUCAGUGGUGUUUGUGAAGAGAACUCAGUACUCUGUGGAUGAUGAUAUCUCCUCAUCCGAUGAGAACUUCGACAGCUGCUCCGAUCAACCACUUCCUGAAAUCGAAGCUAGGGUUUCAGACAAAGAGGUUCUCAUACGAAUCCACUGUGAGAAAAAGAAAGGGUGUCUGGCAAACAUACUAAGCGAAAUAGAGAAGCUUAAUCUCACCAUUCUUAAUAGCAGCGUCUUGCCCUUUGGCAAUUCAACUCUAGAUAUCACUGUCGUUUCUCAGAUGGACGUUGAGUACAGCAUGACAGUGAAGGAGCUUGUAAGAAAGCUAAGACAAGCUUUGCUCAAGUUGGUUUGACCUGUAAAAUAAUCCUGUGCCCUAGACUUCUACUUUACAAGAUGGAGAUAAUUAGGAGAAUAAACUCAUGUCAUGUGUUAUCAGUCUGUAGUCUGUACCGAAGUUCUUGUUCUUUUGAUUUUUGGUUUUGAAGGAGGAAGCAAGGCCCUGUAUACAUCUCUCUCAUGCACUCAUAGAUAAAGCAAUAUAUUGCUAUGGCUUUUUUUUUUUUUUCGCUGCGAGGCUUCGUAUAUUUUGGAGGAGGGUUUUUCCUGUCAUUUUUGCGUGGUUGACCACGUUCAAUUACACUCCUGCGUUCACCUAGCUGCAGCUUUUUCAUUUUGAGGGAUUUUUUUAGGGUUUUUGUGAAAACUUCCGUUGUAAUCACUUAUUCACUUUGUACUGAUGAUUAGCUACUGUUGUUUUUUUU